UUUUCUGUGUAUCUUUCAGUUUAUAGUGACUUGACUAUCAUUCGUCUCAUUUAGAGUUUAGGCCGAAAGAUAUGGCAGGGAAGGUCGGAACCAAGGUGGAGAGUCAUCUGGGCUGUGGUUUUGUGGGGAGGCUAUCCCUUCUCAGAAGCUAUCUGCUGAGAAAAUCAUCCGUCCAUUCACUAUCCUUGAAAUCUGCCGACAAUGUGCAGAGCAAGGAGAGCAAAAAGGAUUCCAAGAAGCCUCCAAAUCAUGAAUCCAAGGGCGCGCUAAAUCUCCCUACCGACUCCCACAAGCCAGAUUCGGAUAAGAAGACACCCAGAAAGAGCACCUCCGGUCAUCAGAAGAGUCAAAACCGGCGACCUUCAGAUGCUGCUAGAAGCUCAACAGCAUCCUCUGGUAAUUCAACCAAUACAAAAAAUGACGAGAGCAAAUUACCGAGAGAUCCCGUCGGAAAUUCUCUCGAGCUUGCUAGGAUUAGCACUAGUCACUCGCGCGACAACGAGAAUAAAUCCACGGUUAACUUGAAACUUACAGGGAAUUUGCUUGCAAAUAACAGCCCCAGAACUAGUGUUAUAAAGAAAGGGGAAUCCGUUUCCAAGAGUAAAGAGUUGAAUUCUGUGACUAAUUCUCACACUAACGCCGGAAUGGGCAACAUCAUGAGGAAGAAUAGCGAUGAACUUGCGCAACUGCGGAAACAGAGGAUCCGAGUAGAUCCUGAGGUGUUGAAGACCGAGGGAAAUGAAGCCUACAAACAGGGGAAAUUCGAAGAAGCUUUGAGUCUGUAUGACCGAGCCAUUCAUCUCGAUUCAAAUAAGGCAACUUAUCACUGCAAUAAGAGCGCAGCUCUAAUGGGCUUAGGCCGCCUUCCAGAAGCAUUGGUCGAAUGCGAGGAAGCUAUUCGCCUGGAACCUUCUUAUGUAAGAGCUCACCACCGUUUGGCAGCGAUACAUCUCAGACUGGGAGAAGCAGAAAAGGCGAUCCACUGCAAUAAUUCAACUCCAUAUGCGGAUGCCGUACUCGCAAUCCAAGCUCAGGCUCUUCAAAAUCACCUGAAAAAGUGCCUUGAAGCUCGGAAAGUGAAUGAGUGGAAGACUAUACUAAAGGAAACACAACCUGCAAUAUCAUUAUGUGCUAAUUCAGCUCCGCAGGUCUAUGCUCUACGAACAGAAGCCUUGCUGAAGCUCCUGAAGCAUGAAGAGGCUUCUUCUACCUACGAAAAAAUGCCCAAAUUUGAACUUGAGUGGUGUAUUAAGACUUUUGGCUUGCCGCUUACUGCAUACUUGUCGGCAGUAGGCGCUCAAGUUCACUUGGCAGCCGGCAGGUUCGACAAUGCUGUGACGGCUGCUCAGCAAGCAGCUGAACUUGAUCCAACCAACAAAGAGAUGAAUGCAGUGGUAAGAAGGACGAGGGCAGUGAGGUCAGCGAGAAUGAGUGGAAAUUUACUGUUCAAGGCUUCGAAGUUUAUGGAAGCAUGUGGGGUUUACAAUGAAGGGCUAGAACAUGAUCCAUUCAACUCAGUGCUGCUAUGCAACAGAGCAGCAUGCCGUUCUAAGCUCGGUCAAUUCGAGAAAGCAAUCGAAGAUUGUAACGCAGCCCUUGCAAUUCAGCCUUAUUACAGCAAGGCAAGGCUACGGAGGGCAGAUUGCAAUGCUAAGUUGGAAAGAUGGGGAGCUGCCAUUCAAGACUACGAAAUGCUGAUGAGAGAAAAGCCAGGGGAUGAGGAGGUGGCAAGGGCUUUGUUUGAGGCCCAACUUCAACUCAAGAUGCUGCGAGGAGAAGAUAUUAAAGACUUGAAAUUCGGUUCCAAUUUGGUUUUCAUCUCAAGCAAUGAUCGCUUUAGACAUUAUGUGACGUUGCCUGGUAUGUCCGUGGUUCUGUUUUGCAACAAGGCAACCCACAGGCAAGUUUUGCUGGUAUUGGAGCAAACAUGCAAGAGAUUUCCAUCUGUUAAUUUCCUCAAGGUGGAGAUUGAGGACCAUCCCUACUUGGCAAAAUCAGAAGGCGUGAGCUCUGUCCCGGCCUUCCGAAUAUACAAGAAUGGAUCAAGGGUCAAGGAGAUUCCAGGCAACAAACACGAGUUGUUAGAAAGAUCGGUUAAACUGUAUACUAGCUGAGUAUAAAUUUCAGUCCUCGGGUAAGAACUUAUAUGCUGCGCUUGAGGAAGAAGGUUUGACUUUGGAAAACGAAAGGGAGCGCGAUGACGUCCAGCAAUGGGAAAAUAAGUUAUGACUAAUUGUAUCUACUUCAUAUAUUUGCCGACACUGCUCACAAGGCGGAGGAAACCCUGAAGAAGCAGAGCGUCAAUGUAGCCAUAGGACACGUGAAAAAGGAUUUCAUUGUGUGAUUAGUUGAUUCUUUGAAUCCUUUAGGAGUUUUGUGCAACCCUUUGUUCUUCAUAUCCUGUAUUUCACAGUGGUUUGGCAUCCCUAAAUAUCUACGAAUGUUGGGUCAACGUAAAAGGGAAGAAGACAGAUUGUUUCAGCUGCCGGAAUAGGUUUGUUGAUUGGUUUCUUGAUAUCUCAAAGGUAUCACUUGCUGUUCAAAGCCAUCACUGCAAUUAUGUAAAGCUGCAACAGCUAGGACCAAUACUUCAUUUGUUUCAAAAAGAAAGUGAAGUCAGUAAUAUAGAUAAAUAUUUGUAUCUGUAGUAAUCAAAUAGGAAAGAUUAAAGAAAUAUGAACGUGUGUUUUCAGUUUUCA
Messenger RNA from Neltuma alba, 2699 nucleotides. Its product is annotated as TPR repeat-containing thioredoxin TTL1-like. Gene Ontology annotation, cellular component: cytoplasm. The coding region runs from base 72 to 2114 and encodes 680 amino acids. Gene Ontology annotation, molecular function: protein binding. The record is from RefSeq and is a predicted model, not a curated record. NCBI's taxonomy places the organism in Eukaryota, Viridiplantae, Streptophyta, Magnoliopsida, Fabales, Fabaceae. The transcript is spliced from 7 exons.